Larimichthys crocea (large yellow croaker) is the source of this 3623-nucleotide messenger RNA. It is a transcript of the gene pcyt1ba, whose product is annotated as phosphate cytidylyltransferase 1B, choline a. The record is from RefSeq and is a predicted model, not a curated record. Gene Ontology annotation, molecular function: phosphatidylcholine binding; choline-phosphate cytidylyltransferase activity. The transcript has 9 exons. NCBI's taxonomy places the organism in Eukaryota, Metazoa, Chordata, Actinopteri, Sciaenidae. Gene Ontology annotation, biological process: CDP-choline pathway. Bases 332 to 1417 code for a protein of 361 amino acids.
UAUCAACGUUUCAUGUCAUUUUAAAUUUAGGCAAGAUUGCACAAGUGAGGUCCUCCCCAGCAGUACAAUAGAGAGAGGGUUCAUUGACUGGUAACCAUGUGGUCUACUGUAAGGUCGAAAUGCUAAGUGGACCGUGGCCCACAGUUGUCGCAGCUCAUCAGUGGUGAGCAGCUGAUCAGACUGGACAGACGGACUGUGGUCGCUCUGCUGCACUCACCCGCGCUAUGCUGAAGCAAAGACUAAACUCCUGCCUCAGACUAAAGCAGCAAAGCAGAAAGAAAAGCGAGUGGUAGACACAGCUUUUUUUUUACUGUUUUGGAUUUUGGACACCAUGGUCAAACAGCGACGCAUCAGAGCGCGCUCCUGUUGCGCAGGUGUUGCGCCUCUGUGUUGCAGAAGAGGAGCAGUAAAGACUUUGACAGAGCCUGCCAUCUUUGCCAGAGAGACCAGUUGUGAUUGCCGCGCCCCUCAUGAAAAACUCACCAUCGCUCAGGCCCGCAGAGGCACCCCAGUGGACCGGCCGGUCAGAGUCUACGCAGAUGGCAUCUUUGACCUUUUCCACUCUGGACAUGCUCGUGCUCUCAUGCAGGCCAAGAACCUCUUCCCCAACACCUACCUCAUAGUAGGAGUGUGCAGUGAUGAGCUGACCCAUAAGUACAAGGGAUUCACAGUCAUGACGGAGAUUGAACGUUAUGAAGCCCUGAGACACUGCCGCUAUGUCGACGAGAUUUUAAGAGACGCGCCGUGGACUCUUACACCUGAGUUCCUAGAGAAACACAAGAUCGAUUUUGUGGCUCAUGAUGAUAUCCCAUACUCCUCAGCAGGAAGUGAGGACGUUUAUAAACACAUUAAGGAGGCAGGGAUGUUUGUGCCCACACAACGGACAGAGGGAAUCUCAACAUCUGACUUGAUUACUAGAAUCGUCAGAGACUACGAUGUCUACGCCCGACGCAACCUCCAACGUGGCUACACGGCCAAGGAGCUUAACGUCAGCUACAUCAAUGAGAAGAAGUACCGACUGCAGAACCAAGUGGACCGAAUGAAGGAGAAGGUCCGUACGGUUGAGGAGAAGAGCAAACACUUUGUUUACCGCGUGGAGGAGAAGAGUCACGACCUCAUUCAGAAGUGGGAAGAGAAAUCCAGAGAGUUUAUCGGCAACUUUUUAGAACUUUUCGGACCUGAUGGGACAUGGAAACAGGUGUUUCAGGAGCGCAGUGGACGAAUGCUGUCCUACGCUCUGUCCCCCAGAGAGUCGCCCUGCAACAGUCCUCCCCGCGAACUGUCCCCCCUGCGCUCUCCCUCACCUCCGUCUCCCCCCGCCCGCUGGCACAAUGCUCGGCCAUCGCCCCCAACUUCCCCAAAAGGGGCAUCUGCCUCUAUAAGCAGCAUGAGUGAAGGUGAUGAAGAUGAGAAGUAGAUGGACUGUGGAGCAAACAUGCACACACUCACACCUACACACACUCACACACACUUCACAGUACAGUACACAGUACACUGCCUGAGAACUGCUCACACCCACAAACACACAUACUGGUACAAACACUGGCUGGAUACUGAAACAAUUCUCCUCAAGGAAGUUGCUAAUAUGCAAGGCAGACGGUGAUCAUGGGAAAUGAAGUGCUGUGCUGCAGAGCUAAGAACCCAUCGCUUGGUCUCUGUUGUCUGGACAACCGUGCAGACAGAAAGGAAGAAGAGGACGAGGAUUUCUGUACACAGUGUCACAUAUCUUAAAGACGGUCCAGAAGGCUUUGCGGCAUCUUUCAGAGGAUUUGCUUUGGAUUGUCCAGUGCUGAUAGAGACUGUCCAACAGCCUGCUCAUUGUAUCACCUCAUUGUUUUUUGUCCUGUUCUGUUUAGUUUGGCGUUUUGUCUUAAAGAUGCCAAGAUUUCUUGUAACUACUGUGACCACCAGAUGUGAAUCGGCACAAAGUUACAGAAAAGGUCUGCUCACUCAUGCCAGGCCGGCGCAGCACCUCUCUUCCACCCCAAUGAUACAAUAAAUACCCUAAUGCAAUGUAGAGACCUUAAUGUCCUGUCCGCACUACAUGUUAAUCUGCACUAUAUGUACAAACUUUGGGAAUGUGUCUUUUUUUAUUUUUUAAAUUUUAAUGUUCAAACGGCUUGAUAUGUAAAUAAAUCAAAAACUUAUAACUGAACGUGAAUCAACGCGCACUUCACCUCCUUCAAAUCAUGGACGGAUCGCACACAACAGCAAUUUUCUUUAUUGUCAUUUUUCGACAAUGUAGGUUGACCUCAUGCUGGAUCACAUCAUUAGACUGCUCCAUCACCUUUUUGGUAUAGGUCCAUGUUGCAUUAUUUGCAUAUCUUUGCAUGACCACCUCCACAGUGAGGAGUUCAUGCAUACAAAUACAUUUGUCUAAUCUGGAGGUACAUCAGGAUGGAAAACACAGUGAUCACUCCACACAUUAUUAUUAGUCAUAUACACAAUAAUCUCUAAAAUACCAUACAGAAACAGUGAAGGUUGACAAACUACUGAAGAUGAAAGAUCCUCAGGCCUCGAAAUCACACAAGUGGAAUUGAAACCGUUGUUCAGUCUUGGCUUUUAAACGUGAUCACGACUGGUUUGCAGGGAGACCACACAUCGAGGGCGGUGAACUGAGGCCUUUAAACGAAGAGGACUGCUGUCUCUGUCUCUGUCUUUACAGCAGAUUCACUGUCACUGAGCGUCACUCUGUGAGACUGGCAGGUUUACGAAGGCAUUGGCAGUGAUGAAAUCUUACAGUGAGGCUGAAAAGGAUGAGGAAGCUUUCCCCUCCCUGAAUUCUUCAUCUAUACUCUUUUCACAUCAGAUGGAGCUGAAGGAGAUGAGAAAAGGAAGUCACUUCAUAUCACUGAGAUCAUCUGGUCCAAACAAACAGUACCAGGUUUGGGUCACGUUUCAGGAAGGUUUGGUCAGUAGUUCCAGAAAUGAUGUCGCUAUUAUGACGGUUUUAAGAGUGCAAGUGGUGACCUGGCAUCUCCCAGAUCACAAAUGAUCUCAUAAGGAAAUUCUUGACAGCUGUCUGAAAUGAUUAUAUGAAAGUUAUUUGAAGUAAAAAAUAUGCAUGUCAGGUUAGUAAAGUGCACCAAAAAAGUUCCUAAUAUGAUUCAUGUGACAAACAUCAGAUUGGUUUGAAGCAAUAUUUCAGUACCCAGUAAUUAGUGGCUCCUUUGACCACAUGUUUCCCCUGCAGAUUUAUUCCAAAACGCUGCUUUCCUAUUCUUUAAAUAAAGAAAUGAAGUGGACUGUCCACACACGUAAAAAUAAUCACAGAAAAAUUAUUAAAUCAUCAAAAAGCAGUCUUGUUCAAAAUUUCAAACAUGGGAAGUAGAAGAAAAACAGUGCAAUCGCCUAAAAAAGUAGUUCUUUAACUGUGUCUUUGUUCCUGACAAAAAAAUAAAUUAAGACCUGUCAGCUAGAAGUCCCUUUUUAGCUGCAUUCUAUUUUUAUUCAAUGUCCAUGUCAUGAGCACAUUUUAAAAACACUUGAGCUCAAACUCGUUCAGAAAACUGUAAGGGUUAGUAAUAGUACAAGUGAGACAGAAGUCUGAUUGGAUGAAGCGUUGUUAGAGCGAACGAUCCAAGCUGUGAGCGUGUUUUCGUAUCCACCGCGGCAGGAUGAGG